UCCUUCUUUUCUCUCUUCUUCGUGCCCUUCAUAACACAUUCUGAGAUCUUACCAAAUUUCUUCUCCGUCUCUCUGCUAGGUUGGGCUCCUGCGCUCCGCCCGGCGAGCGCCCGUGCUCCAUGGACGCCUCUGCCUGCGCCUCCGCUACAGAGACCAAAUCUGCCACAGUCGAGCUCCUGCGCUCCACCCAGCGAGCGCCUGUGCUACGUGGACGCCUCCGCUAUAGAGACCACAUCUGCCACAGUUUUCUCUCUCCCUUCUCUAUCUCUCUACUAGGGCGAGAAGGACUCCGGCGCUCCGCCCUCACCUCCGCCCCGCUUACGCUCGCGCCUCCACCUGUGCCUCCAACUUUGAUUUUGUGGGGAAGAACUUCUUCUGGGGAGCGGUCAUUUUGUUUAAAGCAUAGAAGAAAGAAAAAAGGAGCAAGAGCGAGAGAGAGUAGGGGAGCGAUUUCAAAGAAGUCGAAGCCUUUCUGGAAAGUUACCAGUGAUGGGUCUUCAAAAGGAUACGGUGUUGUCGGUAUUGUGCUUAUCGUCUAUAUGUUUUCAUCAAAUUUUUGUUGUUGGAAUAUUUAUUAUUUACCAAAUUCUUUUCAUACAUUUUAGGAGUUUUAGAGGCAAAUUUUAUAGAGCUUGCACAUGACAAGCAAGAUUUCGAUAGGUCAUCAUUAUACAUCCGACUGGAAGCUAGGUGGAAGUAGACACUUUCAGAAAUUUGCGUUAGUUAUACUUCUUAUAGUCACUUUGAAUUAACUAGUGUGUGUUAAUAAUUGAUUGGUUGAGUGAUGAUUGAUAAAUGUAAUCUCAGAAAGUAGUGGAUAAGGAAGGCAUGUUGGCUAUCACCUGCCAUUUUGUGUUCUUAAGCAUAUUUCUGGAAUUGCAUUUUCUAAUUCUCAAAGAUUGCAUUUUUGGGCUAUAUAUGCCUGUUGGGCUUUGACGUUGGGCUUUGACAUUGUGCUUGCUGUGGUUUAUGGCAUUAACACCUUUACUUAUUGUCUGUAUAUCAUGUUAUUAUGGCCUGCAAAGAUUGCAUUUUUAUAAAGGAAUAACAACCCCACUUUUUGUAUGUUUCUUUUUCCAUCU
Molecule: messenger RNA, 1082 nt
Organism: Syzygium oleosum
Lineage: Eukaryota; Viridiplantae; Streptophyta; Magnoliopsida; Myrtales; Myrtaceae
Exons: 3
Coding region: 120-605 (161 amino acids)
Source: RefSeq, a predicted model, not a curated record